Molecule: messenger RNA, 1420 nt
Organism: Malus domestica (apple)
Lineage: Eukaryota; Viridiplantae; Streptophyta; Magnoliopsida; Rosales; Rosaceae
Source: RefSeq, a predicted model, not a curated record
UUUUAUUCUUAGAAGUCCAGAAACGUCGUCGACAUCCAAAACUGAAAGGAUAUUCCCCAAAACCCGCUUUCAAAAUUUUUGUUCCCACCUCAUCCUUUCUUCUACACUCUCCACCUACCUAAAAAGGUGCACGACCGCCCUUUCCUUGUCUCUCUCUGUUUCUCAACUUCAUUAAUUUUUUUCCUUUUCCUCUUAAUUUCUGCUUUUAAUUGAUUUUGUUUCUCUUUUGGGGGCUGAUUUAGGGUUAGGGUUAGGGUUUUUGAAUUCCCCAAACCACUGAGAAAUUUGGGAGGGAAAAAAAGAUGCAGCAGCCACCGCAAAUGAUCCCCGUCAUGCCUUCAUUUCCGCCCACCAACAUCACCACCGAGCAAAUUCAGAAGUAUCUUGAUGACAACAAAAAGUUGAUUCUGGCAAUAUUGGAUAAUCAAAAUCUUGGAAAACUUGCCGAGUGUGCUCAGUACCAAGCUCAGCUUCAAAAGAAUCUGAUGUAUUUAGCAGCAAUUGCCGAUGCGCAGCCACAGGCACCAGCAGUGCCUGCCCAGGUGGGGAUGGCCCCACAUCCUGCCAUGCAACAGGCGGGAUAUUACAUGCAACAUCCUCAGGCAGCAGCAAUGGCUCAGCAACAGGGUAUUUUCCCCCCAAAAAUGCCGAUGCAGUUCAAUAACAUGCAUCAAAUGCAUGACCCGCAGCAGCAGCAGCAGCUACAUCAGCAGCACCAACAAGCCAUGCAAGGGCAAAUGGGAAUGAGACCCGGGGGGGCCAACGGCAUGCCUUCCAUGCAUCAUACUGAGGGCUCAUUUGGUGGUGGUAGUGGCGGCCCAAACUCAGUGGGAGGCCCAAAUGAUGGGCGUGGAGGAAGCAAGCAAGACGCCUCGGAUGCUGGGGCCGGUGGUGAUGGCCAGGGGAGCUCAGCUGGUGGGCAUGGCAACGGUGAUGGAGAGGACGGCAAGUGAAUUGGCCCUUAAGGAUGAUUCCACAUGGAAACAUGUGCCUGUUGAUAGUAGGUAUUUUCCUAAAGUAGCUGCUGUGCUCGGUGACGUGUGACAGAUCGAGCAAAGCAGUGAAAGUUGUCUGUUCUUUAGUCUUGAAGGGAUUAGGUAGACGAGUUGUGUUGCAAGUCCCUUUGCAUGUAGUGGAUCUUGGCAUCAGAUGAAACAAGUGGUGGGAUAAGACAGAUUUAGUUCAUAAGGGCUUUGGAGAUGGAAGCAUGUGUUCUGCACUUGAUGUCUGUCUCAAUAUGUAACUCAUAAACUGCAUGCAGCAAUGCGCCACAAAUUCUGAUCCUAUUGCAAGUUUUGCUGGUAGGUUUUCGUUUUGCUUUUUCGGUCGUUAUGUGUACGGAUUUCUUCUUUAGCAAAAAUGACUUGAUGUCAACAAGGUCAGAGUUCUAAGAUUGAAGUUUUAAAAGGCUUUGAAUCUC